Molecule: messenger RNA, 758 nt
Organism: Durotheca rogersii
Lineage: Eukaryota; Fungi; Ascomycota; Sordariomycetes; Xylariales; Xylariaceae
Exons: 2
Coding region: 98-706 (202 amino acids)
Source: RefSeq, a predicted model, not a curated record
GUCUUAUCGCCGGCGCAUCUAAGCCUGCAGGUGAGGGUAGAGCCAUUUAUGCACCGUAGCCGGCAACCGAAGUGACCCCCGCCUGCUCUGUCGCGAUAUGGAUCUCUUUCUUCACGCCCAAGACAACUCUUGGUUGCAAUUGGGACAGCACACAGCGGGGCCAGCACCCCAGAGGCAGCCCAUUCACUGUCUUUUCACGAACGGCUCCUACCACGGCCAUACCCUCUAUUCUACCAAGCGCAAACUUGCGGCAGCUGUCUCGCUGAGCCCGGAUGCAGAAUUCUCGCAGCGGGGCCCAUCUGGUCCAUUCAACCAGCGCAAACACCUUCUCAUCUCGUGUCCUCCGCAGAAUAGAAAUGAUACUCUCCGGCUUCGGAUGAAGGACUCCCGCCCGAUCGUGGCUGAGGGGCCUGAGAAUAACCACGACGGAUCGGAGGGUUUACGACGCCCACCCUCACUCAGCCUCUCUCGCGUACUAAGCGUGCGGUUGGCUGGCUGGCUGGCUGCGGGCCGCUGCGGAAACCCCGAUUCUGCUCGGCCAACCUCGCGAGGUAGACAAGCUAACCAGGGUCGUUUUCACUCUGUAAAGACGGGAGGUGCUUCUCCCAAAGGGGAUGAUCGAGGUGGUCCAGCUACCGAAAUACACACGGGUCCCACGGUUCUACUGCGGCCCGGAGUCCAGAGGUUGCGUACUUUUAGGUAUUGAUGUAAUAUUCUUAGCUUUGACCCAGCUGAAUAGGACAUUUAUCUUCCUCGCA